AUGAAAUUGAAUGGCCCUACCCUGAAUUUGAUCUUCACGGCUUACGACGACUUCAAGCAGAGGAUGCCGAUCAUGGCAGAUCUCUUUAAGCUUAACUCCCUCACUCUAUUCUAUGCCUAUUUCAUCCUAACGCCUAUGAUCGUCAGUGUCAUAUACUACACUGCGACCCACAACGGCGAUCUUCAUUAUGUCGACGCCUUAUUCAUGUGUUUUAGUGCUAUCACAGGCACUGGAAUUGAUGUUGUCGAUGUUUCAAGCCAAACAUCGUUCCAACAAGGUAUUCUCUUUGCACUCAUAGUCGUUGGUCACGCUAUUCCUAUUUGCGGCGUACUUUCCUUGAUAAAAGGGUUGUCGCUCCGCUGUGCACUAGCAAAUGACCAUGACAAUCAAAUUGAGCGCCAUGUUGUCGAUGCAGAGAAGGAAAAGGCCACUACAGCAGUGAAGGAGCUGCCACAAAGCUUGCUAUCUCCCACUGAGUCCGAUGUUGCCCAAGAAGACUAUGGCUUCAUCACAGUUGUGGAUCAGACACAUGUCGACGAUACCGAAGGAGCCAGGCCGACCACUAUCACCAAAAACACUCCUAUCCCGAGCGUGAAACAGCGCAUGCGUCGACUGAUCGCCGGAUUCAAAGCGAUGCAAGAACACCUGAGCCCUCACAGACCCAUCAACUACAAUCAACCUGGUGGAAUAGAGUGCCUUUCCGUCAUGUUGGUUUCAGCUGUUGUACUCAUAUACUUUGUCAGCUUCAUCACACUGGGCGUCGUCGGACUCGGAGUUUGGUCACAUACGUUUCGUCCGGAUAUUGCUCAUGCAGAUGAGGUUUCUGCUUUCUGGGGAGGUGCUUUUCUGGGGACUUCUGCACUAUGCAAUAAUGGAAUGUCGCUCAUCACAACCAACAUGGGUCCCUUUCAACGCGAAUCUUUCCCUCUUCUUACCGCUGGAUUUUUGGUUCUUGCUGGCAACACGCUUUUCCCAUGCUUGCUUCGGCUUUUCAUCUGGACCACCAGAAAGGCGUUACCCAGACACCCCAGCUGGGAUACAUGGCGACACGCAUUUGACCUUGCUCUCACCCAAUCUCAACAUGUUUGCGAUUAUUUAUACCCCUCCUGGCAUACUUGGUUCCUUUUGGGAACCGUCAUCACUCUCAAUUGUAUAAUGUGGGCUGGUUUCGAACUUUCCGCUAUCCACAACGAGGAAAUCGGCUCGCUGCCUGUCGGUUAUCGCAUACUAGACGGACUUUUCCAAGCUUUGUCUGUUCGCGGUGGUGGAUUCUCAAUCGUGGUAUUUGACAGACUACCACAGGGGCUCAUUAUUCUUUACGGGUUGAUGAUGUACCUAUCUGCCUUUCCAGUGUCAACUACAAUCAGUAACCUUCAAACUUUCCGGGAGUCUUUUUUGAGAUCAUCCAAAAAUGAGUUUGACUACGCAAGUGAAACUGCCGGUGCAGAUCUCUCGAAGUUUGCUCGUGCUCGGUUCGUUUACCAACAACUUCGCUCCCAAUUCAACAACGACAUGUGGUGGCUUUGUUUAGCAAUCCUUUUAAUCACUGUCACCGAGUCCAACAAUUACAAAGCCAACCCGCUGGCUUUCUCUACCUUCAAUAUUAUUUUCGAGGUGAUCUCCGCAUAUAGCUGCGUUGGUGAAACCAUGGGCUUUCCCGGAAAAAGCCAUGCCUUCUCCGGUGAAUGGCACUCCUUCAGCAAGGUGCUUCUUAUCGCCAUCUCGGUGCGAGGGAAAAUACGCAGUUUGCCUAUCAAAGUCGAAGUGACUGAAAGGCUCCAGAAAGAAACAAAUGACGACUUCGGAAUGAAAAAACCAACCUGA
Molecule: messenger RNA, 1824 nt
Organism: Penicillium brevicompactum
Lineage: Eukaryota; Fungi; Ascomycota; Eurotiomycetes; Eurotiales; Aspergillaceae
Exons: 8
Coding region: 1-1824 (607 amino acids)
Biological process (GO): potassium ion import across plasma membrane; intracellular potassium ion homeostasis
Cellular component (GO): plasma membrane
Molecular function (GO): high-affinity potassium ion transmembrane transporter activity
Source: RefSeq, a predicted model, not a curated record